AUGGACGUGGAUGCGGUGGUGCAGUUUGUGCGUGGCCACGAGCGACAGCGGGAUGGUGUCAAGCAAGAGAAGCGUUCUCCUGUUGAUGAUGGUCGUGAUGACGGCAGUGAUGGUGGUGGCGAUGGAUCCUCAAGCUUGAUGGAAUGCAUGGUGGACCACAUGUUCUUAUCCGGUGCUUACUUUGGCGUCAACACCUGUGCCCUGUUGCGGCGUGAAGCAGACUUCCCGGCCAGCAAGUUCCUGGCACUGGCAGACGCCUGUCGGUGCCACAACACCGGUGCGUACGCUGGAAACGUUGGCCUUCAGCCACAUGUCCUCUACACAUACAGUGCGUUGCAGCUUCGAUACUUGAGCGGUGACGCUGAGAUUGCAGAUCACGCUUCGCCCGCUGAUCAGAAACGUUCGUUGAAACUGCUGGAUGUGUGGUUGUGGCGUGGCUGGGGCGGCGAAUUGCCCAAGACGGAGCUUGCAGCGGCGAUGACUUUGGCAUGA
Salpingoeca rosetta is the source of this 492-nucleotide messenger RNA. RefSeq lists its product as uncharacterized. The record is from RefSeq and is a predicted model, not a curated record. The transcript is spliced from 4 exons. The coding region runs from base 1 to 492 and encodes 163 amino acids. NCBI's taxonomy places the organism in Eukaryota, Choanoflagellata, Craspedida, Salpingoecidae.